AUGGCGCCUACUGCCAGCGCUUGGGCGACCCACGUGGAGCUUGCGCAUGAGGCAGCAGGCGAGCCCCUGAAGCUCGGGGGACCACUGGGCUUGGAGGCUCUACCAGACCCGAUCGGCUUGCUAAGGCUGAACCGUGGCGUUCCGGACUGCGUCCGGGCGGCCGCCCGCAGCGAUGAGUUUUGCACUGUAGUGCAGGAGCCUGGAGCGGCGACUGCCUGGGUGCCGCGGCGGGUCUUCUCCAAGGAGCUGGUGCAGUCCGAGGGCGCGGAGGAGGUGAACCCCGGCCAGUCGUGGUGCGCCCUGCGCUUGGAGCCGCGGUCGCCCAGCAGCUUUAGCCUCGCUGGACCGCUGUUCCAGACGCUGGCCGCGGGCUCCGUCCGCGCGCGGCUCCUGUCGGCCUCGGGCCCCGAAGUGAUCCUAAUUCCGGAGUCCGAGCUUCCAGCCGCAGUUGCACUCCUAGUACAAGAGGGCCACGCGUUGUGGCCGUCUACACGCAUUUCUGCACCUGUUUGGCGUGACGUCAGCGCUCGUGAUCCUGUGGCGAAGGAUCUGGCAGGGGUCUGGAGCCUCGUGCAGAGGGAGCAGCCACUGGGUACCACUAUAGCAGAGUACACGGAUGGUGAUGGGCCCUUAAGGCUACAAGCGCCCUCUGGACUUUUCGUGGAGCUCUGCAUUCCUCGAAAAAAAGGCCAGAACGACCUGGAGGCCAGCUUCGGAGGCUAUUGCCACGUGGAGGCGAACGGCCACCAGCUGCAAUACAUGCAGCAACGUAGGAUCGACUUCCAGCCACCUCACGUUGAGGUACCAUCCUUCGUGGUGACCCCCAGUGAGGCCUCCAUUGAAGUCACAGCCAUGGGAGCCAAUCCAUUCCGCGAGCUUUGGGCACGCGUGGGAGCGGCCGGCACAAGGGAGGUGGCCUCCUUGGAGCUGCAGUCGGAAGUCCCAAAGGAUCCCAAGGCCAAGGUGGGCCGUUACGGGCUCUGGGUUUUUAUCGGCAUGCGCUUUGCAAGGAUUCUCGGUCCCUCCCAGGGCCACGGGACCGUUGCCAGUGCCUACUGCCAGUCUCUGGCAAAACUGCGUCAGAUUCGUGGCAAGUCAGCUGUUGACAGAGAGCUCAACGACCUUUACGAAGCUGUCUUUGGCGUUGUCGAGGAGCCUGGCCGCCUGCGGAUAUGCAAGAAGUCCCGGUCCCCCGUUCAGGCAGACACGAUGCUUUACGAUUUUUCGGAUCCUGGCACUGGCAAGAUCAGCGUUGGGUCGGAGACCGUCGUGUUUGAGACCUCGGGCGGGAGGACAGAGACUUGGCGCAUUGUCGACUGGACCUUCGACCCAUUCACGCGUGCGGCCUCUCCUGCACCCUCGCGAGCCACGUCCCUUGCGCCGGACUCGGAGGAAGAGCCUGCAGCCACCUCCAUUGCCGAAGAAGAUGACGAGGAAGAGGGCAUGGAGGUCACAGCCCAGGGCCACGACCCUGACCCUGACCGGGAGCUCACCGACAUCGGCGAACCCUCCGAGGAGCAGGAGCCGGAGCCCGUGGUCGAGGAGAAGCCUGAGAAAAAGAAGAAGGCUAAGCUCAUGGGCCGAGAGGAUGCCGAGGUCGAGCACCCAGUGAAGGCAAAGAAGAAAGAAAAGAAGCAGAAAGACUUCGACGAUGAUGAGGAUGUUCCAGCGGACAAGGAGGAGGAAGAAGGCGAGGGAGACGACGAGGAGGAGGGCGCUGCCAAGAAGAAGAAAAAAAAGAAGAAAAAGAAGCACAAGGACAAGAAAGCCAAGCUAAAAGACAGCCAGUGCGACGAGGAGGAUGCUAGUUGCGAGGACGAGGAAGCGGCGGAGGAGCUCAAAGCCAAGAAGGAGAAGAAGUCCAAGCACAAGAAGGACGGUGAAAAAAAGCAGAAGAAGGAGAAGAAGUCAAAGAAGCUCAAAGCACGGAACGCCUUGGCGCAAGAGGAGGAAGAGGAGGAGGCUCCUGAGGAUCCUGAGUCUGAGCCCGCCGAGGAGCCAUCCGACGAGGAACCCGGCCGGCGUGGGGCUGAGCUCCGCAACAUGCGGCUGCGAGCGCGCGAGGAACGCGAAGUGACGCUCAAAGCCAUGCGAAAAUCUCGUCAGGAGGAGAAUGGUUCGCCGGACGUGCCAGUAAAGAGCAAGGCCAGCAAGACGAAGGCAAAGCUGAAGGAAGCCGAGGAUGUGCGAAAAUCAAAAGAAUUGAAAGACAAGAAACCCAAGGACAAAGUCGCGCCACAAAAGGACAAGGACAAAGACACGAAGAAGACAGCAAAAAGGAAAGUCAGCAGCGAGGAGACCCCUCAGAAGGCACGGAAGGAGGUGGCGAAGAAGAAGCGGGUCUGA
Symbiodinium natans is the source of this 2346-nucleotide messenger RNA. NCBI's taxonomy places the organism in Eukaryota, Dinophyceae, Suessiales, Symbiodiniaceae. The record is from the annotation of a GenBank genome assembly.